Messenger RNA from Arabidopsis lyrata subsp. lyrata, 1956 nucleotides. RefSeq lists its product as uncharacterized. The record is from RefSeq and is a predicted model, not a curated record. Gene Ontology annotation, molecular function: nucleic acid binding; zinc ion binding. Bases 1 to 1956 code for a protein of 651 amino acids. NCBI's taxonomy places the organism in Eukaryota, Viridiplantae, Streptophyta, Magnoliopsida, Brassicales, Brassicaceae. The transcript has 2 exons.
AUGGAGUCUAUUGAGUUCUAUUCGGAUGAAGAAAUCCAAGGAGAAGAGCCUUACCAAGUCAUGUCGGAUGUGGAAGACAACUAUGGAAGCAUCUCUUGGCAUCACAACGAUCAUUCAGAUUCUGAAUCAAGAGAUGAACCAGGCUGCUAUUCUAAACCAUGUAUUAAAUUUAAUAAUGAUUUUUGCAGCCAUGGUUCAAACUCUCCAUUGACUCGAGCUAUGUCUUUUUCAGGAAAAGAGAAUUAUCUUAAGUGGGAAGAUAACAUGGAGUAUAAAGGGGCAACGGCGAAGGAAUACAAUUGCCAACGUCUUCCAAGGCAUGAAGAGAAGCUCGACCAUCACACCUUCUUAUACCGAGGGCCUACAGCCUCACGUCAAGCAAAACCGAGACACAAGUUCUUUCACACCAAUACACGAGUAGUACAGGAAGUGACUCAAGAAGUGACUCAGAGAUCAUCAAUGUGGCGUAAACCAUAUCCAUGUGGUAGACGUGACUACCUAGCUGAGAGAGACUCAGGGAUCACUAAUCUAAGAGGAGGCGAGCUGAAACGUGGCACUCGUCGAGACCCACUACUAUCCAAUCCCACCCGAACCUACCAAACAAAACUCAGGUUAUCUCUAGACAAUGGUUAUGAGUAUUUUGGACCUGAAUCUUUUGAGUUUGCAGGACGUGAGAGAGAUUAUCUACAAUGGGAACUCAACAUGGAUAAGUACUUUAGAUACUAUUCUAUUCCCAAAGAAGAGAGGCUCAACUAUUGUCUUGAACAACUCAUGGGAAGCGCAAAACGUUGGUGGGACCGAGAAGAAAAAGAUAGACGGUGGUACAAGGAGCCAUCAGUCAAAAUGUGGGGACAACUAAAGUUGCUUAUGAGGGAGAGAUAUGCACCUCACAUGCUUUCCCAGCCUGUUCAAAACAGUAACCUUCCAAAGGAACCAAGCCGAAAGAAUACUACACAUCAACAUGUUAGUUCUAAUCAUAACGCGGAUCAAGAUUCCGCCAAGAAUGAGAAAGGUACAGGCGCAAAAGGAGAACUGAGCCCCAUACCGGUACUUGAACCACAUGCUGAACCAUAUGUUGAGCCACACGCUGAGCUAAAGCAAGAUAAGUCCUCUAAUUCUUUAAAAUCAAAUGAACCGACAUGUUAUAGAUGUCAUAAGAGGGGACAUUUUGCUGCAACAUGCACUAAAAGACAAGUAGAAGAUGUCACAUCACUAGAGCUGAAAUUGAAUGCAUCUAACUCCAAUGAUUGUCUAGUGAAUUCAAGUUUAGAAAUUCCCAAUUCUAGAUUAAUGCACUUGUCUUUGCCAAAGGUUAUUGAUGCAGGUCUGUGUCCUAGCAUUGAUGAAACAUCUAAAGAAGUAGACCACAAGGAAGCAACUCUAAAGGAAGUUGAGAAUGACAUAAGUUUUGAGGAACAACUUUCGGAAACAACAACAUUAUCACAACUUUGCCGAAAUAAGACUUAUGAUCAAGCAGCCCUCAAAGGACGUGUGAUGAUACAUCCCUGCUCAACACCAGCUGAUCUUGCUUCUAAGAUCAUCCACAUCAUGGCUGAAUUGAUAGCGAACACCUUACAUGGUACACAAGUAAGCGAAACUUACUAUCUUGUUCGAUAUUGGCAUUAUCUUAUAUUCGAAAGGAGUUUCAAGAACCCUAUCCAUAUCAUUUCAAUUUCCAGUAUAAUGCACUUGAUCUUGUCUUUGGGUGCCAGUGAAAGUACAAGUACCAUGAAGAUUUGCGAAGAUCAAAGAGAGGCCACAACAAUGUUACGGUUACUCUCGGAUCAAAGCAAACAAGAAGUUGAUUCUGGUCUAACACAUGAAAAGGUUCAAAGUAACUUAUUUCAUUAUGUUUAUGAACGUCCCUUGACUGCCUUAAUACACUUUUCUUGUGCCAAAAGUAUUGAGACACAUGUAGGUAAUAAGGAGACACAUGUGGAUCCAAAAGAGGGAUAA